Messenger RNA from Racocetra fulgida, 856 nucleotides. NCBI's taxonomy places the organism in Eukaryota, Fungi, Glomeromycota, Glomeromycetes, Diversisporales, Gigasporaceae. The record is from the annotation of a GenBank genome assembly.
AUGAAAAAUGUCGCUUCUGCUGACCAAGAACUUACUGUUGAAGAACGCAAUCUCUUAUCUGUUGCAUACAAAAACGUGAUUGGUGCCCGAAGGGCUUCUUGGCGUAUUGUAUCCUCGAUUGAACAAAAAGAAGAGACGAAAGGAAACGAUGUUCAAGUUGGCUACAUCAAAGAAUAUCGUUCAAAGAUUGAAGACGAAUUAACUAAGAUAUGUGAUGAUAUUUUGGAAGUAUUAGAUAAUCAUCUGAUUCCAUCUGCUGCAACUGGAGAUAGACGUAAUCAAUCUGCUGACAAGUCCUUGGAUGCGUAUAAAGCUGCAAGUGAUGUUGCUGUCACUGAGCUUGCACCUACUCAUCCAAUUCGAUUGGGAUUAGCUCUUAACUUUUCUGUCUUCUAUUAUGAAAUUCUGAAUUCUCCUGAUAGAGCCUGCCAUUUGGCUAAACAAGCAUUCGAUGACGCCAUUGCUGAAUUGGACACCCUUAGUGAAGAAAGUUACAAGGAUUCAACGUUAAUCAUGCAAUUAUUGAGAGAUAAUUUGACACUCUGGACAUCAGACUUGCCGGACAGCAGUACCAACCUGGCCACGAGGCUAACCAAUGCCCUCAACCUAGGACUGCCGACGCCAAACAGUGCUAUUCUUGCGGUGGCGGAAACCGGGGUCACCGUGGAUAUGGUGGCGGUCGUGUUAUCUGCUACAAAUGUGGUGGAUUCAAUCAUUUCGCAAGAGAUUGCCAAGCUAAUGGUGUUAAAUGUUACAAUUGUGGACGCUUUGUCUCGUGACUGCCCUACUUCUCAAGGAUCAAGCGAUAAAUCUGUCAAGACAUGUUAUCGUUGCAGCGAACGCGGUCAUAUUGUAA